AUGACCGUACCCCACAUGACCGUACCCCACAUGUUCCUCCCCUCUCCUCUCUCCCCUCUCCCCUCUCCUCUCUCCCCUCUCCCCUCUCCUCUCUCCCCUCUCCCCUCUCCUCUCUCCCCUCUCCCCUCUCCCACCCUCCAGCAAUGCGGACAACAACAAGAUAGACCUACAACUCCCGGACCACAUUUGAGGCGCCUCAAAAGUCAUCAUCCGUCUGUUCCUCUACUCUUCCCUCUCCCCUCCUUUCUCUCCUCCUUUCUCCCCUCCUUUCUCCCCUCCUUUCUCCCCUCCUUUCUCCCCUCCUUUCUCCCCUCCUUUCUCUCCUCCUUUCUCCCCUCCUUUCUCCCCUCCUUUCUCUCCCCUCUCCCUCCCUCCAGCAACGGGGACAACAACAAGAUCGACCUACAACUCCCGGACCUCUCAGCUUCAGCAGCCUCUGGCGCAAUACACUACGUCUCCCUUAUAAACAACGAGCUGGACGAUACAGGCGGCAAGAUCCGUCGAAAAACGCCCCAGUAUCUAAUGGACAUGGUUACCAACAACUCCCUCCGCCUCUGGGGAAACCCCUUCUGCAAUUUCACCCUUGUACUCCCCGCCCUCGCUCCUGCUUGUGACCGCUACAACGACAAGAUCCAGCCUCCAGUCUUCCUCCCUUCCCCUGGUGCCUCCCUUGACGAUAUUGUGUUCACCUCAGACCCUUUCUGUCCCUCUCACAACUGUGAUCCUACCGCCGCCGCCGCUUACCCCAGCUUUUAUGCCUACCGGGUGGCAGCGGCUUGCGUCUGUGCCAAGGCACUAAAAGUCUUCCUUAGGCUCGUUCACUCGCCGAAUCUGUUCUUCUCUAAGUCUUUAGCAACUGACCUGCAGCGGGGGUUGGAGGCGCAGUUUGGGUGGGAAACCGGGCAGGCGUGGAUUCGGCAGGUUCGGACGAAAAGGGACGGUUCUCAGCUGCUGGAGGUUUUGAUUUUUCUGCCCGGCGGGCAGAAAUGGACGGCUGCGAUCGUGAAUGCGGUGGUGAUGAGGUUCGUGCGGCAUAACGUCUCCAUGGGGGUCAGCUACGGGCCGUACCGGUUCGAAGGAUUCACCUCCCCAAUUCCACUGAAAGAAGCACCGUUCAACUCGUCCCAAGGGACGCCAGUGGCAGUGAAGCGCGUGCGCGAAGCAGCCCUCCGCUCCGACUUCUCCCUCUCCACCUUCAUCAACGAGAUCAAGGUCCUCUCCUCCAUCAGCCACCCCAACCUCGUACCCCUUAUAGGCUUCUGCAGGGAAGCGCAAGAGCUCAUGCUCGUCUACACCUACGCUCCAAACGGGUCCCUUUUCGAUAAUCUCCACGGCGGAUUAAAAGAGCAAGGCGGGCUGAGGGACUGGGGGAGGAGGAUCGAUGUGCUGGUGGGGGCGGCGAGGGGGUUGGAGUAUUUGCACGGGGGGUUGGAGGUGCCGAUUGUUCAUUCGGAUGUGAAGCCGGAGAAUAUUCUCAUUGCUGCGUCGGGGGAGGGUCUGCUGUCGGAUUUUGGACUGAGUGCGUUCGUGCGGGAGGCGUCGGUGCACACUCCGGCUUCGACAAUCGUCAGAGUGAAGGGAUCCGUGGUGAGUGGGACUGUGGGAGGGAUGCCGGAGAAUAUUCUCAUUGCUGCGUCGGGGGAGGGGCUGCUGUCGGAUUUUGGACUGAGUGAGUUCGUGCGGGAGGCGUCGGUGCACACUCCGGCUUCGACAAUCGUCCGAGUGAAGGGAUCCGUGGGCUACGUGUGUCCGGAGUAUUCAUCAACCGGGGUGCUCAACUCCAAGUGUGACGUGUACAGCCUUGGGAUUGUCGUGCUGGAGACGCUCACAGGCCUGCCACCUCAGAUAGAGGACCAGCACCUUGGGACCUCCACUCACAUCCGCGACCUGGUCUCUGCGUUGCUGAGGAAGCACGACAGCGAUCCCUCAGCAGUGCUCGACCCUGCACUGCCCUCCAACCUCCCCAAGGUCUCUGCGUUGCUGAGGAAGCACGACAGCGAUCCCUCAGCAGUGCUCGACCCCGCCCUGCCUUCCAACCUCCCCAAGGUGCCAGCCUGGCGCCUGCUGCAGCUGGCUCUGCGCUGCACCGCUCCCACCGGCCGCGAUCGGCCUCACAUGGGGGAGGUGCUAUCUGAGCUGCUCUUCGUGCAGAACGCUGUGAGGAAAUCGUGA
Molecule: messenger RNA, 2172 nt
Organism: Closterium sp. Naga37s-1
Lineage: Eukaryota; Viridiplantae; Streptophyta; Zygnematophyceae; Desmidiales; Closteriaceae
Source: the annotation of a GenBank genome assembly